UCUUUGCCAUUCACAUUCUCCGAAAUGACUGACCAGGAAAACAGACUGCGAAAGUUUAAAAAUGUUGGAAAGGAUCUCGAAGAGAGGCGAAGCAACCGACAAGAAAAUCAAAUUGAGCUGCGUAAGAACAAGAAGGAAGAGCAGAUGAUGAAACGUCGAAAUAUCGAGUCGGUUGAUGUGAACGAACCACUGAGUCCCGUCCAGGUUAAUAAUUCCGACGGAUCUGUAAUUCAAAAUGCCGCUACAAAUGAGCCUAUUAUGACUCUGGAUGACAUCAAGACCCACAUCGAGGGAUCUGACCCCAUGAAAGUGCUUUCGGCUGUCAGAAGUACAAGACGGCUUCUUUCUCGUGAACGAAAUCCGCCUAUCGGUAAAAUAAUUGACGCUAAUUUGAUUCCUUCAUUAGUGAGGUAUCUGACGGCUGAUGAUAAUCCGCUAUUGCAGUUUGAAGCUGCGUGGGCAAUAACAAAUAUUGCGUCAGGAACUACAGAGCAGACCAAAGCUGUCGUAAAAUCAGGCGCAGUUGAAUCUUUCGUGCAUUUGUUGCAGUCUGAGCAUAUGAAUGUUGUGGAACAGGCCGUUUGGGCUCUGGGAAAUAUUGCCGGGGAUGGGGCUCCGCAGCGUGAUCGAGUUACGGAGGCAGGAGCUGUGCCAAUCUUGAUUAAGCUGUCUACUUCCAUCACGAAUCUGCCUAUGCUGAGAAACAUUACUUGGACCAUUUCUAACUUGUGCCGAAACAAGAAUCCGCAGCCUAAAAUUGAGGUUAUUCAAGAGCUGUUGCCUACUUUGAAAUUGUUGCUCGCCAAUGAUGACCGCGAUAUUAUGACUGAUGCUUGCUGGGCACUUUCUUAUGUCACCGAUUCAACCGAUGAACGAAUUCAGCUUCCUCUUGAUAUCGGAAUUUUGCCACGAUUGAUUCAUUUGCUUCACAGCAGCGAUCCACGAAUCACAACUCCUGCCUUGCGAACUGUUGGAAAUAUAGUUACAGGAAAUGACAUGCAAACUCAAUGUGUCAUUGAAGAAGGAGGCUUGAAUGCAUUUGGACAGUUGCUUAAGCACCAGAAGAAUAACAUUGUCAAGGAGGCCGCUUGGGCUUUGAGUAAUAUCACGGCUGGAAACACUUCUCAAAUACAGGCGUUUCUCGACGCUGGCUUACUAGGUCCGGUAAUUGAAGUUCUGAGGAGUGGUGAUUUCAAAAGUCAAAAAGAGGCAGCAUGGGUAAUCACUAAUUUGUCAACUGGCGGAGAGAUUCAACAGAUUUUGCAGCCUAUUCAAGCAGGAAUAAUGGAGCCUUACGGACUUUUGCUGGACUGUCAAGAUGGAAAAAUUGUGCAAAUGGUUUUGGAAGGCUUGAGGAACUUCUUGCUUGCUGCUAAACAAAUCAACCAGCUGGAGAUCAUGACUAAUGUUGUGGAGGAGAGUGGGACGUUGGACAGACUGGAGCAACUGCAGCACCACUCCAACGAGGACAUCUACAAGGCAGCCUACGCUCUACUGGAGGAGUUCUUUUCAGACGAAGCAGCCGUUGCUGCUAAUCCAGGUGAAGCUGCGGUUCCCGAGGUCACGCCAGAAGGCUACUUGACUAUGGGAUCGAAUGAAGAUGCGACUGAACAUCAGUUCAGCUUCUAAUCAAUCACAAAUAGGACACAACCCGAUCAUGCUGAAUCACCCAAGUGCAAUUAAAUAACUAAUUGACCCGUGCAAUAACUCAUCCAAUUUUAACUUGAGAAAUGAAAUUGAUUGGAUUGAUGUUAAAACUGAAUUGAUUGACUUUUGAAAAUUUUGACUUGAUUGACUUAAUUUUUGUUGUGGAUGGAAAACAGGGGGAUAAAUAUAGGAGUUCUCCACUCAUUAGCUUAAUUUAGCGUGGAAGUGAAUACUGUUUGACUAGAUGUUGAAUGAUAUCGUUUAAUUUGUGAAUUGCAACAAUGGCUUGAAUUUGAGGAAUCUCGUGAUGAUGAGGACUUGAAGUCUGAAAAUAACUAUGUAUGUAUGAUUGCUUGUUGAUUUAACUAAUAAAGUGUUCGUGAAU
Symsagittifera roscoffensis is the source of this 2032-nucleotide messenger RNA. Its product is annotated as importin subunit alpha-5-like. The transcript has 3 exons. Bases 25 to 1629 code for a protein of 534 amino acids. Gene Ontology annotation, biological process: NLS-bearing protein import into nucleus. Gene Ontology annotation, cellular component: nucleus; cytoplasm. Gene Ontology annotation, molecular function: nuclear import signal receptor activity; protein binding. The record is from RefSeq and is a predicted model, not a curated record. Lineage: Eukaryota; Metazoa; Xenacoelomorpha; Acoela; Convolutidae.